AUGUCUUCUUCCAUACCAUGUUCUACAUCUAUACCAAAUUCCACCAAGAUCGAUGCAGCCGUUCUUGAGAUAACUUUUAACGGUCAUCCGUCGUCGUGGGAGCGUGGUCGCUACGAGCGGCUGGAGUACGCGGGAGGUGUGGGGGCGGAGUCGAGCUCGGAGGGGUCGGAGGGCGUGGCGGAGGGCGGUGACGUGGCGCGGUCGCUGGCGGCGCUGGCUCUGCUGCGCGCGCGCCUGCCGCCCGCCGCCGCCGCACUCGCCGCCGCGUUACCCCGCGCCCCGCCCGCCGCCGCACUGCCCCUCAGGCAGAUACUACAGUUGGCAGCUCUACUGCAGUGCCGGAACCACGACCUAAUAGACGUGGAGACGGCACUGGAAGCCGCGGAGAACCAGUCCCCCGAUGCUGUGGGCCAGCAUCAGAUAGUGCCCGUGAGGGUGCAGCCGCAGCGCCCUCGCCAGCUCCGACAGCCCAGAAAGGUCAAGGAGGUCCCUCUCAAGGUCUUCCACCAGGUAGAGUGCCAGCAGCCCUCAGACCUUCCCUUCUUGGACCCAUUGCGAUUAAGGACAGAGUGACUACGACGCAAAAUUAUGCUCUAUAGUUAUUACCAUUGAGUUAUAGUGCUGUGAAAUUGUCUAUGGUCGAACCAAUACUAUGAUAUUUUGUAUUACUUUCGUCUGUUUAAUUAGUUUUAAGUGCAAUACGUAUAAAGAUCAAAUUUAAUAUAUUUUACAUGUUAAAUAUAUAGUAUAAUUCGCUCUCUCAUCUUGGUUGCUCUUAAGAUAUAUUUUUAGCUGAUUUUUUUUUAUGAAUUAUAUUUACACGCAUGGCACACAUAGAUUUUACAUUUUCAUAUGUACUGUAAUUAUUUUUAGUUUAAGUA
Messenger RNA from Papilio xuthus (Asian swallowtail), 881 nucleotides. RefSeq lists its product as uncharacterized. The transcript is spliced from 3 exons. The coding region runs from base 1 to 573 and encodes 190 amino acids. Lineage: Eukaryota; Metazoa; Arthropoda; Insecta; Lepidoptera; Papilionidae. The record is from RefSeq and is a predicted model, not a curated record.